UACUGGUGUAUUUAAAGUACACAUUGAUGUCCUAACCAUUGUCGUUGCUUCUUCCAGUUGUACAAGCAAAACCAUAACCAUAGCCUUCUCUUCUUCCGCUCUCUCUCUCUCCCUCUCUUGAUUAAAAUAUAUAUAUCUUUGAAACAGUAAUUAAGAAGGAAGAAACCAAGAGGAACCAUGUCUUCCCCGAGCAAACGCAGAGAGAUGGACUUGAUGAAAUUGAUGAUGAGUGAUUACAAGGUGGAGUUGAUCAAUGACGGUAUGCAAGAGUUUUAUGUUCAUUUCAAUGGACCCAAUGAAAGUCCUUAUCAUGGAGGUGUGUGGAGAAUAAGAGUUGAGCUACCCGAUGCUUAUCCUUAUAAAUCUCCCUCAAUAGGUUUUGUUAAUAAGAUCUACCAUCCAAAUGUUGAUGAAAUGUCUGGCUCGGUUUGUUUAGACGUUAUUAAUCAAACUUGGAGCCCCAUGUUUGAUUUGGUAAAUGUGUUUGAAGUAUUUCUUCCACAGCUUCUUCUGUAUCCUAACCCAUCAGACCCAUUGAAUGGUGAGGCUGCAGCUCUGAUGAUGCGUGACAAGCCUGCUUAUGAGCAAAGAGUUGAAGAAUACUGUGAGAAAUAUGCCAAGCCAGAGGACAUUGGAGCUGCCCCAGAAGAAAAAUCAAGUGACGAGGAGUUGAGUGAAGAUGAGUACGAGUCUCUUGAUGAUGAAAUGGCAGGCCAAGCAGAUCCAUAGCGAGCUGUUGCAUGCCCUGCCAAGCUGUUGUAUCUGUACAUAUUUCUAGCUUCUGUUAAAUCAAUCCUAGCAAACGAUCUCGUUUAUUGGGCAGGAAAAAAGAAUUCCAUGGCCUCUGUCUGUUUCUUUUGUAAAGAAAAGCAUGUUCACUUUGUGUUCCA
Populus trichocarpa (black cottonwood) is the source of this 890-nucleotide messenger RNA. Its product is annotated as ubiquitin-conjugating enzyme E2 4. The record is from RefSeq and is a predicted model, not a curated record. Lineage: Eukaryota; Viridiplantae; Streptophyta; Magnoliopsida; Malpighiales; Salicaceae. The transcript is spliced from 6 exons. Gene Ontology annotation, molecular function: ubiquitin conjugating enzyme activity. Gene Ontology annotation, biological process: ubiquitin-dependent protein catabolic process; protein polyubiquitination. Gene Ontology annotation, cellular component: nucleus. The coding region runs from base 178 to 729 and encodes 183 amino acids.